AUGCUUCUACAACAGAACUGGGUUUCUCCUCAUUGGGCAUGGCAGAGCCUGGGGAAGUCCUUCCUUUUGUUUGUUUUCUUAAUGUUACAAACAGCUGAUUUGGAAGCCAGGAGAGGUCAUCAUUUUGUCUGGAAAACAGGUCACUGGGGCCGGUGUGUGGGCGACUGCGGCUCGGGGGGCGUUCGGAGUCGGGCCGUCUGGUGCACCCACGCGGAGGGCUGGACAACGUACCACGCAAACUGCGACCAGAAGGACAAACCCGAAAGCCAGAGGAGGUGCUUUAAAGUCUGCGACUGGCACCUGGAGCUGUUCGAGUGGGAGGUUUCGGGAUGGGACAGGUGUGGGCUCGUCCCCUUUGCUGGGGGUGAGGUGGGAGCCGGGGCUUGUAUCACCGCACAGCACGGGCUGCAGCGCCGGAGCAUCCGCUGCCUCCAGAAGCUGAACAGAACCGCUGUCGCCAACGAAAUAUGUGAGUAUUUCACGCCACAGCCGCCCGCUGAGCAAGCCUGCCUGGUGCCCUGCCCGCGGGACUGCGUCGUGUCCGAGUUCUCCAGCUGGUCCGAGUGCGGCACGGGCUGCGCCAAGAGCUUGCAGCACCGGACACGGGUGGUCAUCGCUCCUCCUCUCUACGGGGGUGCCCCGUGCCCGAAUCUGACCGAAUCCAGAGCCUGCGGUGCUCCCGCCUGUCCCCUCGGGGAGGAGGAGCACACCUACAGCCUCCGAGUGGGGUCUUGGGGCGAAUGCCGGCUGCCCCAUCCGAAAGACGUCAGCCUGGCAGGGAGGACUAUGCCGGAUUUUGGUUUGGACUCUGGAGAGCGAAGCACGUCCGGACUUCACGGCUACAAAUCCCACCACCGUCCCGGGGAGGUGGAGAUCGGUUACCAAACCAGGCAGGUCAGGUGCGUGAGGAGCGACGGAAAAUCUGCAGUGCUGAGCCUCUGUGUGCAAGAUCCCGUCCCUUUGACCUUCAAGUCCUGUGUCGUCGCUAGAGACUGCGAAACAUCCGAGUGGUCUUCAUGGAGCGCCUGCUCGCGGACCUGCGGCUGGGGAGAUCUCUCCCCGGGCUUUCGGAGCCGGCACCGCAGCGUGCGGAGCGUGGCGGUGGGCGCCGGGAAGCAAUGCCCGGAGCUGGAAGAGAGGGAAGCGUGCAGCGUGGGAGGGAAGGAGCUGCUGCAGCCUUGCCCCAGGUUUGCCUGGAGGACUUCUGAAUGGAAAGCUUGCCAGGUGUCUCUCCUCUUUGACCAGCAGGACCCUCGCCAUCACAAUCACGUAGGCCUUUGUGGAGGUGGCAUACAAACCCGGGAGGUCUACUGCGUCCAAAUCUCCAUAGAACUUGGGAUGCACCGAAAGAAGGAAGUUACUAGACCAGUUGAUGGGAAGCUGUGCCUGGGUCCUGCUCCCUCCGCCUCCCAGCUGUGUAACCUUCCGUGCCCGUCGGAGUGCGUGGUAUCUGCCUGGGCGGCGUGGGGCCCCUGCCUUCAUGAGAACUGCCAGGACCGCCAAGGAAGAAGAGGCUUUAGAAUGAGACAAAGACAAGUGAUUGUGGAUCCGGUAGGCGCCCUGGCAGGUUGUCCACAUUUAAUUGAAUCUAUUCUUUGUGAAGACCCGGUGUGUUACGAGUGGAUCGUUUCAGAAGGAAUAUGUGUGACUGACCAUGGAAAAUGUGGAGCUGGAAACCGCAUGCUGAAAGCUGUAUGCAAGAACAAGAAAGGUGAAGAAGUACCACAUCACCUCUGCUCAGAGUUUCCCCGUCCUGAGGUUGUGCCUUGUGAAAUCCCUUGUGCAACGGACUGUGUCAUCAGCGAGUGGUCCCCGUGGUCCCCGUGUUCCCACUCAUGCUCCAGUAAAAACGCUGAGGGCAGUCAAAGCAGGAGCAGGUCCAUCUUGGCCCUUCCAGCCGAGGGUGGAAAAGCCUGUCCUCCUGACCGAGCCCUGCAGGAGCACCGUGCCUGUAAUGAUCACCCAUGCGUGCAUUUCUUCUGGGAAACUUCUCCCUGGAGUUCCUGCUCUGAAGCCGCGCUGGUAACUGCGCUCAAUGCAACUGCUCAUUGGAGCGGAGAAGCCACGUGUGGAGUGGGCAUACAGACGAGGAAUGUCUUCUGCAGGAAGAGCAGUUCUGGCCAGGUCACGCCUAAAAGGUGCCCAGAGUCCAUCAGACCUGAGACUGUUCGGCCAUGUCUCCUCCUCUGCAAGAAAGACUGCAUUGUUACGGCGUUCAGUGAGUGGACUCGCUGCCCAACAGCAUGUCAGCCUGGCAAUGCCACCGCAGUUAAGCAGUCCCGGUAUAGGAUUAUUGUUCAGGAUGCUGCCAAUGGGGGACAAGCAUGCCCGGACACCUUGUAUGAGGAAAGAGAAUGUGAAGAUAUUCCCAUCUGUCCAGUGUACAGGUGGAAGACCCACCGAUGGAGUCACUGUGUGCUGGUGCCGGAUUCGGUGAGACAGGGUGUGCCGGGACACAGUGAGGCGUGUGGCCACGGUUUGCAGUCAAGGGCCGUUACGUGCCUGUCGGAGCAGGACGACGCUGCCGAUGUUGGUGACUGCAUGCGGUGGGCAGGAGCUAUGCCGCCUCUUGUACAGGAGUGCCUCGUCCCCUGCAAGGAUGACUGCACGUUUACCCCCUGGUCUAAAUUUACAGCAUGCUCAUUUGACUGUGAAUCAACUAGAAGUAGGAGACGAUCACUUACAGGGCGAAGCAGAAAGCGAGACAAAUGCCAGAAUACAGAAGUUUAUCCUCAAGUUGAAACAGAGCCGUGCCCCUGCGAGGUGUUUACCUCCCAGCCCCACGGAAAUUGGUCCGACUGCAUUAUCGGAGGAGGUACAUCUGAGCCGCAUUUGGGAGCACGAUCCCAUGGAGAUGCCAAGGAGUGUGGCCAGGGUGUACGACUGCGAGCUAUUGCCUGUUACGAUAAGACCGGCAGACUUGUGGAACCAUCUCGCUGUAGCAGUUCGGGUUACAUUGAAGAAUCUUGCACGGUCCCUUGCCCGUUUGAUUGCAAAUUAAGCGAUUGGUCCAGUUGGUCCCCUUGCAGCUCUUCUUGUGGACCGGGGGUGAAAGUCCGAUCCAAGUGGCUUAAGGAGAAGCCUUACAAUGGAGGUCGUCCCUGCCCAAAGCUGGAUCUCAAGAAUCAGGUGUACGAGGCGGUCCCAUGCUACACCGAGUGCAAUCAGUAUUCUUGGGUAGUAGAGCCGUGGUCUCCGUGCAAAAUCAACAGCAAACAAAAUUCCCUCCACUGUGGAGAAGGAAUACAAACGAGGAAAGUCAGGUGUGUGAGUGCUGCUGAGGACCACGGAGGGGAGGCUGUGCCCAACGCGCUGUGCAACCAGGCUGAAAUCCCAGAGACAAUGCAGAAGUGUAGCUUGUACUGCCCCAGUGAGUGUGCAGUGUCUGACUGGGGACAGUGGAGCAAGUGUCCGCAGGUGUGUGAUCCGAAUAUUAUGCAAACCCGAACUCGACAAGUGCUAAGGUCUUCUGUCAAUGCAAAGCCCUGCCCUGAAGACUCACAAAUGAAGCCAUGUAUUCUUAACCAAAAUUGCUUCCAGUAUCAAUACAAUCUAACAGGCUGGAGUGGGUGCCAGCUGGGUGCCAAUGCCGCCUGUGGGCAGGGAGAGCGGCGGCGUCUCCUGAGCUGCCAGCGCAGUGACGGGGCCAUCGUCAGCAUGCAGCAAUGCCAGCGGCUUCGCCUGGAGAAGCCCCUGCAGACGAGCAGUCGGUGCGUGGUGGGGUGCGCGGUGGACUGCCGGCUCUCGGCGUGGUCAGCCUGGUCGCAGUGCUCCCACACGUGUGGCGCCGGCGGCCAGAUGGUGCGUGGGCGCUCGGUGGUCCUGCGGGCAGUGGGCGAGGGCAGACCCUGCCCCGAGCAGCUCACCCAGCACAGGAGCUGCCCGGUGAAGCCCUGCUACAGCUGGCUGCUGGGCCCGUGGUCUCCCUGCAGGGUCCAGGGUGGACAGUGCGGAGAGGGAUUGCAGGUCCGCAACCUCACAUGUGUAGUGCACGAUUCAUCUGUUUCUGUUACAUCCAAACCAGUAGAAAAUGCAUUGUGUGGUGAGCUGCCCUUGAAAGAGAGCAUCCUGCAGUUACCGUGCUCUGUGCCUUGCCCAGGUGACUGCCACCUGACAGAGUGGUCAGAGUGGAGCUCCUGUGAGCUCACCUGCAUCAAUGGCAGGAGCUUCGAGACAACGGGGCGCCAGUCCCGAUCCAGGGCAUUUAUUGUUCAGUCUCCCGAGAACCAGGAGAGCUGCUCCGGACAAGCAAUGGAAACGCGACCUUGCUCAGGAGGGAAGUGCUAUGACUACCUGUGGAAAACCAGCCUUUGGCGAGACAAUGUACGCACAGUGUGGUGUCAGCGCUCAGAUGGAAUAAAUGUCACAGGAGGGUGUACUCUUCGGACGAAACCUGCAGACGUUCAGCACUGCAGCCCAGCGUGCAGAAAGCCAUUCUCCUACUGCACACAGAGAGGAGUCUGCGGUUGUGAGCGAGGAUAUACAGAAAUAAUGAGAUCAAAUGGCGUCCUGGAUUACUGCAUGAAGGUACCAGGUUUAGAAGAUAAGAAAGCUGAUGUUAAGACCAUUGCUGGAAAAAAUAAACCUGUCAACUCAAAAAUGCAUGACAUUUUCAAAGGAUGGUCUAUUCAACCUUUUAAUCCAGAUGGUAAACUGAAGAUGUGGGUAUACGGAGUAUCAGCUGGCGGGUUCCUCAUCAUAGUUUUCCUGAUUUUUACAUCCUACCUGAUGUGCAAAAGAACAAAGCAGCAUCAAAGCACUCCUCCGCAGCAGAAGCCUCUGACCUUAGCCUAUGAUGGAGACAUUGAUAUGUAA
Molecule: messenger RNA, 4815 nt
Organism: Egretta garzetta (little egret)
Lineage: Eukaryota; Metazoa; Chordata; Aves; Pelecaniformes; Ardeidae
Gene: THSD7B
Product: thrombospondin type 1 domain containing 7B
Exons: 27
Coding region: 1-4815 (1604 amino acids)
Source: RefSeq, a predicted model, not a curated record